AUGUUUUGGUUGGUGAUGCCAAUUGGCUCAGUUGGUAAAGUCUCUCUGGUUGUGGUUGAGACUUUGGGAAUAAAUCCUACUGACACCAGGGUUGGGGGGAUAAAGCUUGGAGUUAAUUAUCAAUAUGUGCUGAAUACCAAAGGAUCAACCCCUGCUGAGGUGUUGGGAAUUGACUACAAAGCAACACUUAAACCUGCCCUUGAUGAAUUUAUGGAUAACAUAAAGAAAAGCUCCAAGGCAAAGUUGGAGGAAUUGAUUUCUCUUCAACAACAGUCUGUGGAAAAUGCUUCUAAGAUUGAGAGCAAAAGAAAUCGCCUUGCAGCCCUUCAAUCUAGGAUUGAUGAGGGCGAAGCUCAGUUAAAUUUGUUGAAGAAGGAAAUAGAAGACUACACAUCCAGAUGUGCGGUGGAAGCUAAAAGAAUGCUAGAAGAUGUUCAGAGGGAGGAACAUAACUUGGAUUUGGUGGAAAAAGAAUCUGAAGAAUUUUUGAAGACCUCCAAACUAAAGUUGCAUGACGUUAUCAAACAAUGUGAUGAGGAAACCCAGAUGUGUGCUCGGGAACUGCUUAUGCUGAUUGAUACAGUCUCAAAGCACAAAGAAUACAUGGAGUCAACAAUAUCCCAGAUGAAGAAUGAACUCUUAGAAACUACUGGAGCUGUUGCAGAUGCUCACAAGGCCUCCUUGAAAUUACAGUUUGGUAGUAUUUUCAACUAAUCUAUUUUUU
Nelumbo nucifera (sacred lotus) is the source of this 724-nucleotide messenger RNA. The record is from RefSeq and is a predicted model, not a curated record. NCBI's taxonomy places the organism in Eukaryota, Viridiplantae, Streptophyta, Magnoliopsida, Proteales, Nelumbonaceae.